This is a messenger RNA of Yarrowia lipolytica CLIB122, 417 nucleotides long. RefSeq lists its product as uncharacterized. NCBI's taxonomy places the organism in Eukaryota, Fungi, Ascomycota, Dipodascomycetes, Dipodascales. Gene Ontology annotation, biological process: transcription initiation at RNA polymerase III promoter. Gene Ontology annotation, molecular function: nucleotide binding. Gene Ontology annotation, cellular component: RNA polymerase III complex. The record is from RefSeq and is a predicted model, not a curated record.
AUGAAGGUGGAAAAAACUCGAGAGGCUCUGCUGUCCAACUUUGAGGUGCUGGCUCACGUGCGGGACCAGGAGCGUGCCCGACGAAUGUCCCAAUCCGCGUCGGCAGCCUCCAACCAGGGCACUUCCCAUGCCGAAAACCUCGAAACCGUCAUCUACGAGCUCAAGGACUAUCUCAACAAGUCUCCUGCUGCCAGCCAGUCGCCAGAGGCCAUUACGUUGUUUCUGCAGAAGAUCAACCAUCUGGGGCUCGAAAAGGCCGAACGAUUGCAGCUCAUCAACUCCGUGCCCACGUCUAUCGUGUCGUUAUACUCCCUGAUCGAGGAGUGCGAUCAGCGUUACAAUGAGGACCAAUGUGAGGAGAUUCUGGACGCGAUUAGAACAACUCUGGUCAGUGAAGAGGAUGCUAUCGCUGAAUAG